GGGAAGAAGGCCCCGGCGGGGAAGGGGCCUCAGGCCGUGGCCGGAGCGAAGCCCAAGAAAGGGGCGGCCGGGGAGGGUGCGGCGGCCCCCGCGGUGGAGGAGAAGGCGGAGAGCGAGGCCGGGCCCGCGUCCGCGGCGACGGCGGGCAGCAUGGACACGCUGGAGACCGUGCAGCUGAAGCUGGAGACCAUGAACGCGCAGGCGGACCGGGCCUACCUGCGCCUCUCGCGCAAGUUCGGGCAGCUGCGCCUGCACCACCUGGAGCGCAGGAACCUGCUCAUCCAGAGCAUCCCCGGCUUCUGGGGGCAGGCUUUCCAGAACCACCCGCAGCUGUCGUCCUUUCUCAACAGCCAAGACAAAGAAGUGCUCGGCUACCUGAACAGCUUGGAGGUGGAAGAGCUUGGCCUCGCCAGACUGGGCUACAAAAUCAAGUUCUACUUCGCGCUCAACCCCUAUUUCCAAAACAAGGUGCUCAUCAAGGAAUAUGGGUGUGGCCCCUCGGGUCAGGUGGUGUCUCGCUCUACUCCAAUCCAGUGGCUCCCAGGGCAGGAUCUCCAGUUCCUCAGCCAGGGGAACCCAGACAACAGCCCGAGCUUCUUUGGGUGGUUCUCAAACCACAUUUCUAUUGAGUCCGACAAGAUUGUUGAGAUUAUUAAUGAGGAACUGUGGCCCAAUCCCCUGCAGUACUACCUUAUGAGUGAAGGGGCCCGUGCAGAGAAAGGAAAGGAAGGCAAGCAAGGCCCAGCAAGGCAGCCAGUGCAGACCCCUGAGCCUGGGGUAAACAAAUCCCAGUAACCUUGCACAGGUCUGCUGGACCUGCUGGACCAUGCGUGUUUGGCUGGCUGCCUUCCCUUUGCCUUGGCCUCUGUGCACUCUUCCCUUUGAACUUCGGUUACAAGAAUAUGGCACUUAGGAUCAUGUUCUUUUGCCUCCCCAUGGCCUUGCUUUUUCACAUUAGUGUCACAGGUUAUGUGAUCCUGCUCCUACCGUUUAUAUGUUAAGCACACAUGCUUCAUAUGUGUGCUGCCCUAUCUACAAGCCUGCACCUUGUUCUUGGCUCGGGCCUUUCCCACCUCUUCAACAUGGACGGUCAUGAGUCACUGUCCAGGAGGGUCAGUGCUUCCUUAGCUCUGCCCCUUCAGAGCCGGUGACUUCGGUGGGCUUUGCGUUCCUGCUGGCCAUGCAUGCUGUCUAUGGCAAGAUUUCCUGUUGCCACUGCAAAAUGAAGCUAACGCACAUGGUACUGACCAUCAGCCAGAACUGAUUGUUCAGUAGCCCUGGGGCUACUAGCCAAGGCACCACCUGCAGGAUCUCUGGCUUUGGACAAUCGUCCAUGCUCUCCUGCUGGAUGUGCAGCACACUGGCGCUUGACUGCUGGGCCUGGAUGAGGCGAAGAAUGAGAAGCAGUAUGCCGUGUGUUCUAUACCAUCAUGUGUCUCCUGCCUCUGGGCCCUUCCACUGGUGAACCUUCAUCAAGCUCUACGCCUGCCUCAUUCCUUUCAGGCCAUGGAAUUUUGUCUAGGUUGUUAUCAGCCCCAACUGACUUCCUGUUCAACAAGGACCUCAAGAACUGCCUGUGGACCCAGGCCCCUUGCCAGUGCAUGAGACACACACCUACCUUCCCCAGCCUUCCAAGAAUCCUGUUGGCUGUCAGACUGAUGGGUGGGCUGGUAUGUGUGGACAUGUGCUCACUGUCCUUAUGCUGUGGCUCCAAAUGAGGGUGGAGACUAGACUCAUAGAAUGCAGUGUGCUGUAGUGGGGUUGCUGGGGAAAAGGUAGUUCCGAUGUGUGAACCUGUGUCUACUUCAUUUCACACCUCCGUAUUUCCUGACUUGCUCUUCCUUCUUUGUUUCUACCUUCGAAUUCCCAUAGGAGUAGGCUUAAG
Messenger RNA from Miniopterus natalensis, 1885 nucleotides. It is a transcript of the gene TSPYL5, whose product is annotated as TSPY like 5. The record is from RefSeq and is a predicted model, not a curated record. Gene Ontology annotation, cellular component: nucleus. NCBI's taxonomy places the organism in Eukaryota, Metazoa, Chordata, Mammalia, Chiroptera, Miniopteridae. Gene Ontology annotation, biological process: nucleosome assembly.